Soboliphyme baturini is the source of this 544-nucleotide messenger RNA. NCBI's taxonomy places the organism in Eukaryota, Metazoa, Nematoda, Enoplea, Dioctophymatida, Soboliphymatidae. The record is from the annotation of a GenBank genome assembly.
CGAAUCAGUUUUGCUGUUUGACGUGAUGUGAUUUACGUCCUUGCGCUAACUGCGUGUGUUUUAGCGGAAGCUGCCGACAUUCGCGCGAGUGAAGCGGGCCCGCAUCCCGAACGCAUACGACAAGUCGGCAUUGAGGUUGCAAGUCGGCGAUCGUAUCAAGGUAUUGAAGAUGCAUCCAAGUGGCACGUGGGAGGGUGAAAUCAACGGCCACGUCGGCCAUUUCCCAUUCACAUAUAUCGAAUUUGAGGAUGACGUAGUGGACACUGCCGAAGUCACAAGCUCAGGCGCCGAUGACCAGGUCAGCAAAGAGGAGUCGUGGCACAAAGCAGUGUUCAGGAAGCGGACAACAGGCCAGACGAAAGAAGGGUGCAGGUGUCAGGCGAUCUUUAGCGAGGCAACGUUGUCUGGCGAAUGCACGGCUGCGACGGACAUCAGCAGUGGAAUAUCGCUUAUAUCACAGUUGAGAAGCUUCGCUGCCUGCAAUGUGUCCAACACGGCGUUUUUCUCAUCGAUCAGCGUAGCUAAGGCACAGCUUUUGGCGUAG